UAGCGUUAGCAGUCACUGGCCCUGCCCACAGCGGAAGUACUCUUACAAAAAUAAAGAGUGCUGCCUGGAGGAGGAGCUCUGCUCGCAUUUUCAUUGGCUCAGACUGAGGAAGGCGCUUGAGAAGUCAAUGUGUGACGUCUUUAACAGCUGGGGGAAGUAAAUGAACAAGCAGAAAUCCUGCAGUAAAGGUGUUUUGAAACACUGGAAUGUGGAGAAGAGCGGCGGUAAAUGGACCUUGGCUGUCAAUCAGAUUAGUAAACGCAGGUUUUCAUGAUAAGGGCAAUAUGUCUCGUAAGUUGCACGCGAGAAGAAUCGAAGGAAUUGACAAGAAUAUAUGGGUGGAAUUCACUCAGCUGGCUGCUGACUAUAAGGCUGUGAACCUGGGUCAGGGGUUCCCUGAUUUCUCCCCUCCUAGUUUUGUUCAGGAGGCUUUCUGCAAAGCCCUGAAUGGAGGUUUCUCUAUGCACCAGUACACGCGUGCUUUUGGCCACCCAAAUCUUGUGAAGAUCCUGGCCAAGUUCUUCAGUAGGAUUGUUGGCCGGGAAAUAGACCCAAUGGAGGAUAUCUUGGUUUCUGUAGGAGCAUAUCAAGCACUUUUCUGUACCUUCCAGGCUCUCAUUGAUGAGGGCGAUGAGGUGAUUAUUGUGGAGCCAUUCUUUGACUGUUAUCAGCCAAUGGUAAUGAUGGCGGGUGGAACAGCUGUAUAUGUGCCCCUUAAACCAAGAGAAGGCUGUGGUCCUGUUCUAUCCAGUGCUGACUGGGUGUUGUCUCCUGAAGAGUUGGCGAGUAAAUUUAGUCCUCGUACCAAAGCCAUUGUCAUUAACACUCCUAAUAACCCUCUUGGCAAGGUCUACCAGCGGGAGGAACUUCAGAUGAUUGCUGACUUAUGCAUUAAACAUGACGUCAUUUGCAUCAGCGAUGAGGUGUACGAGUGGCUCACAUAUGAUGGAACAAAACAUGUGAAAAUCGCCAGUCUGCCAGGUAUGUGGGAACGCACUGUCACCAUUGGGAGUGCAGGCAAGACUUUCAGUGCCACAGGAUGGAAGGUGGGUUGGGCAAUGGGAUCAGGACAUAUCCUAAAGCACUUAAAAACCGUCCAUCAGAAUUCAGUGUAUCACUGUGCCACAGCUGCCCAGGAGGCCGUAGCAGUAGGUUUUCAGAGGGAGUAUGAUGUAUUUGGCACAGAGGAAAGCUAUUUCCACCAGUUACCCAUACAUCUUCAUGAAAAGCGUCUGAGGCUGGCAGAUUGUUUGAAGAGCGUUGGCCUAAAACCUAUACUACCCCAAGGAGGAUACUUCAUGAUCGCAGAUAUCUCAAAUCUUAAUGUUGACCUUACUGACCCUAGUACUAAAGAUGAACCCUAUGACUACAGAUUUGUGAAAUGGCUCAUAAAAGAGAAGGGACUGGCCACUAUCCCUGUGUCUGCAUUCUACAGCCCGGAACACAGAAACGAAUUCCAGAAAUACAUCCGAUUCUGUUUCGUUAAGGAGGACACAACCCUGCAAGCAGCCGAGGACAUACUGAGGCAGUGGAGUGACAGCAAAUGAAAAUGACAAAUUUUGACAGUACAGGCCUUGCACAGACUGAAAAACCUGAAACGCAAGAGAUCUUACAGCAUAACAAAUCUAAAAUGAGACUGGUUUGUAGCAGUUUGGGAUAUGAAUAGUUAUUAAAAAGAAAAGUGUUUGUUAUUAGGCUUAAGAUUGACUAUAUGCCAGACGAACAGAUGGUGCUAAUUGCAUCACAAAACAGAGGUAUGAAAAUCUUGCAUGGCAUGUGUGGUUAAAAAAAGAAAUGAGAAUCAUUGUUCCCAUGAUAACAAUCAAUAUAAUGUCAUUUUAGAAUCAGUAUAAUUUUAUGCUAAAUACACAUGAGUGGGUGCAAUCUUUUCAGCCGGUUAAGCGUUAUUGUUCUUUGAUUGUUAUGUUCUCUCGCUUUUUUUUUUUUUGGCAUUGUAUUGCCACAUAUUUCCUUCCUCUCUGGAUUAUACCUUGAACUGCAUCACUGCCUGUUAUUACUGGAUCCACUCCGAGUUACAAAUGACACAUUAAUAGAUUUCAUUUCAUGUUAAACUGUUUUAUUAAUUUGUACAAUGUAAGUGUUAUGUUGAGACACUUUCAUAAAAAAAAUAUUGCAAACUACCUCGUUCAUCUGCAUGUAAAUCUAAAGGAACUUUCUUUGUGGAUGUUCUAAACACUCACCAAUUACGCAAGUUUUUUUUGACACUUUUCUGCAGGAGAAAGCCAUAAAGUGUCAUUUUCACACACUGCUCUUCUGUGGUAAAUUUGAGUUUUUAUAGCACACUAAUUUCUAGCAUAUAAAAUUAAAGCAUAUAGCCUUUAUUAUUAUAAUUGAUCAUUGGGUAAAUGAAAAAGCAAUAUUCCCAUCAAUAUGGCCAAAUCCACUUCAACCUAAAAAGAAACAAGGUCAUAGUGGGGAAGUGGUACAGUUCCCUUUUCAUCAAAAAAUAAAUUGGACCCUUUCCAUUAAUAAUAUACAUUAAAAUGUACAUAAACACUUACUACAAUUAGAAUGUGAAUUAUUGAGAGGUAUAUUGCUGAAAUUUACUCAGAGGUCAUAAACAAUCUACUCAAUAAUAGCAAAAAUUUCAGGAGAAAAUGUAUGUUCUGUUAGAUUUCAGGAAUAAAAAUGUGACUUCA
Sinocyclocheilus rhinocerous is the source of this 2660-nucleotide messenger RNA. Its product is annotated as kynurenine--oxoglutarate transaminase 1-like. The record is from RefSeq and is a predicted model, not a curated record. Gene Ontology annotation, biological process: biosynthetic process. Gene Ontology annotation, cellular component: cytoplasm; mitochondrion. The transcript has 14 exons. Gene Ontology annotation, molecular function: pyridoxal phosphate binding; L-kynurenine:2-oxoglutarate transaminase activity. Bases 207 to 1547 code for a protein of 446 amino acids. NCBI's taxonomy places the organism in Eukaryota, Metazoa, Chordata, Actinopteri, Cypriniformes, Cyprinidae.